GUUCAGACUCUACGUCGACGUUAUAACGAUAUCGAAUUUUGAGGGACACUGAUUUGAAAUGAUGACUGGAACAAGAAUUGGCGUGGUGUUCCUCACGCUAUUGUUUAACGCCGACCUGACAUUUGUCGCCGCGAUACAAAAUAUCAGCGAAUUUGCGGCUUGUCCGGCCGAUACAUUCGAUUAUCGUUUGCCAACAGAUGUGAUACCUCAUCAGUAUAAAAUCAAACUGCUCAUAAAUAACGAGAGUUUCGUCGGGGAGUACAAAGCAAUCAUCGAAGUACUUCGUGCAACCGCGAUUAUUGCUUUCCACAGUUACAACUUGCAUGUGCAUCAACAAACGAUACGGAUUUUGAAGUCUGAACAAAACAGUCAAAAUCUGGUCAAAAAAUUGGAAUCAAUUACUUAUUGCUACAAUGUACAGACCAUUAUUUUCGAAUUCCAAGAGCAACUAUCCCCUGGAAAUUAUACGCUAAGCAUGGAAUACGAGGGAUAUAUGGAUAGCAGCCUUGGCUUGGUGCCGGUCCAAAGCUCGAAAUAUGUUAAGACGUUGUCGUACGUGACGCUAUUUGAACCGGUCGGGGCUCGACACUUAUUCCCGUGCUGGGAUGAGCCGACGUUCAAAGCUAUCUUCGACAUUUCUGUCGAGCACUCGUUCACAGCCAAUGUCUUCUCGAUUAUGCCGUAUUCCGGAAAAAGGACAUUAACAUCAACACAGAAAGUAUUGACGACAUUUGCGUCCACACCGAGAAUGUCCACUUACCUGGUGACGAUCGCGAUCGUUGAAACCACUCUAAAAUGCGUGGUAGAGGACAAGAUCGAGAUUUGGUUCAAGUGGAACCUUGAAGAUCAAAUAGAUGUCGUCCGAGAGAUCAGUAAACUGGCCAAUUACUUUUUAACUGUUUACACAAGUUACUUGUGGGAUGUUAUGGGGAUCAAUAUCCUCGCAUUCACGAAAUUCCCGAGUAAUCCUGUGGGAGCCUGGGAACUCGCAGUUUUCAGAGAAGCUGAUCUCCUCUACGAACCAGACUUUCAUUUUCCCGGUCGCAAACUGGAGAUCUGGAAAUCGGUAGCAAGUCAAUUGACACGGCAGUGCAUCGAGAGUUUCGUCAGCCCAGUGAAAUGGUCUCACUUGUGGCUCAGUCGUGCAUUUGCAGAGUUGCUCAAAUAUAAAAUCGUCGGCAAGCAUUAUGGAGAAGAUAUUAUGAUGCAACUGUUUGUAGUACAGGUGCAACAGCCUGCUAUGCAUAAUGAUAUUGAGUUUCAAGUACCAUCUAUCAUACAGGAAUAUGACUCAAUUUAUUCUAAUCUUGUUUACAAGAAAGCAUCCGCUUUGAUAAGAAUGUUGGAAAAUAUUAUCACAGAGAGCAAGUUGCAGCUGGCAUUGGAGGAAUAUUUAAAGACAUAUGCUUACGGAUCUGCCACACAAUAUGAUUUUUUGAGGAUCCUGGAUGACGAAAUAUAUCAAGCAAAUUAUACAAAGCCCUUUACCAUAGGAGAAAUAAUACACAUCUGGCUGUCGCAAAAAAGCUAUCCAAUAUUGCUUACUGAAUCCAAUGAUGAUGACACGGGAUCAACCGUUCUACCUUAUAACAUGAAAUAUCCCGACAAAUACCGACAGAAAUGGCCAAUACCUGUGACAUUCACGACACAAAAGAAUCCUAAUCUCGUGGGGAAUUUAUCUAUAUUAUGGCAGAACCACAAUUCGUCGCAAAAGAAUAAAAACUCCAUAAAUAUCGAGCAUCAUCCGAAUGAUUGGAUUAUACUUAACGUACAACAAUUCGGCUACUACCGCGUCAAUUACGAUGUGAAAAACUGGAUAAAAAUAGCUGAUUUCCUAGACAAUGAUGACCACACACAGAUACAUGUCUUAAAUCGUGCUCAGAUCAUCGAUGAUGCGUAUCAUUUUAAAAUGAGCAACACAUUAAAUUACAAGGUUUUCUACAAGUUGAUCAGAUACUUGCGGAAAGAGACGAGUUUCAUAGUAUGGCACUCUAUGAUAAAUGUUCUGCAGUAUUUGUCGCCUUAUUUCAAUUACCCAGACAGUAAAAAUUUCAAGUUAUUUAUAUUGAACGUCAUGGAAAACGUUUUGUCGAUUAUCGGAUACGACGAAACUCCUGCGGACGAUGACAUGUUGAGAGCAACACGGUUGCUACUUCUCAAUUGGAUGUGUAAACACGGCCAUGCUGAAUGCAGAAAGAGGGCCUAUGAUAAACUGAUAGCACAUAUCAAUUAUCCAAAAGAGAAUAAAAUUUUACCGGGAUGGGAAGACUGGACGCAUUGCGCAGGCCUUAUGAAUACAAAUAUUACCAAUGGAUAUAUACUGCUGCUCGACAUCAUGCAUGGACAUGACAAAGUAAUGUUAAAUAACAUACUGUGUUUUGAAGACGAAUUCUUGCUCCAGGAGUUAUUGGCACUGGCCACAUUCAAACCUGAGGGUAAAUGGAAAGAAUUGGGAGAUGCAGAGCUGAAGAAAUUUUAUCACGACUUUAUGAAGAAGCACGCGAGGAAGGCCCAAGUGCUUGAUUUUAUUCUGAACAGUUUUGGUAAAAUAUUACACAAUGGUAUGACAUACAUAGAGGGGAUGGCUGAAGUUAUUAUGAGCCUUUAUUCCAGAUGCCAACUUGAAGAAGUAUGGCAAUACGUGAUAAGAAAGCACAAAAAUAACUCGGAUAUAAUCGAACAAAUAAAAAAACUGAUAAUUAUUCGAUUACAGCAAAUACAUAACCAGAGAUAUAUAUAUGUGUAUCGCUUCCACGAUGGCACAGUUGUAAAUGAAUGUUAAUUAAUGGACAA
Messenger RNA from Harpegnathos saltator (Jerdon's jumping ant), 2793 nucleotides. RefSeq names its product glutamyl aminopeptidase-like. The record is from RefSeq and is a predicted model, not a curated record. Gene Ontology annotation, molecular function: metalloaminopeptidase activity; peptide binding; zinc ion binding. The coding region runs from base 59 to 2782 and encodes 907 amino acids. The transcript is spliced from 11 exons. Gene Ontology annotation, cellular component: cytoplasm; membrane. Gene Ontology annotation, biological process: peptide catabolic process; proteolysis. NCBI's taxonomy places the organism in Eukaryota, Metazoa, Arthropoda, Insecta, Hymenoptera, Formicidae.